Molecule: messenger RNA, 3862 nt
Organism: Leptomonas pyrrhocoris
Lineage: Eukaryota; Euglenozoa; Kinetoplastea; Trypanosomatida; Trypanosomatidae
Product: putative formin
Exons: 1
Coding region: 770-3862 (1030 amino acids)
Biological process (GO): actin filament polymerization
Cellular component (GO): actin filament; cytoplasm
Molecular function (GO): microtubule binding; actin binding
Source: RefSeq, a predicted model, not a curated record
AGGUCGCACGUUUGCUCAAGCUGUUCUGUGCACCUGUACGAGCUCUUUGGUUAGCUUUGCAUUCAGCGUUUCGCCGGUAAUUCGCCGUGCACGUGCUUUAUUGCACGCGAGGUACCUCCUGCCUUCUUGUCGCCCAUUUCCAUACAUUCACAGAAAGGAAGCCCCUCCCCCCCCCCUCCCUCCUCCUCCCCCCACGAACGUCACUUGCCCCCACGCCUACACGUACAUCUUCUCCCCCUCCUUUUUAUCAAUCACUUCUCUUAUUUUCCUCUGCCGGGUUUUUGGGGCGCUCGUGUUCCUUUCCUUGUUACCGUGUCUCUCGUAUACCGUGUUGUUAUACCGAGGGUGGGUGGGUGGUGCAACGGCACAAGUAAAUGUAAGACAACUCCACCACUCAUCCGUUUUUUCCCCCCUUUCUUUUCCGUUGCCACUUCCCCGGUGUUGGCCGCCCCCCACUCCCCAUCCACCGCCUGCAGGGUUUUUUCUGUUCCCUCCCCCCUCUUUUUCUCUCACCGCUUGUUUCAUCGACCUCCAACGCGUUCCGCGAACCACCUAUUUCAAAACGCCAGCCACGACGCGCUGCGAGAUUUCUUCCCUCGUUGCUCUUUGUAUUGAUGAGAAAAAUAAACAAUAGAAGUUGUUUUGUUUUGUUUCAUUGCGUGUGUGUUGGCGCGUGCGGAUUUCCAUCGCUGCCUUUUCUUUUAUUUCCUUUCUUUUCUUACCCUGCGAGCCUCAGCCAGCGAAGGCCACGAGACUGUAGCUCCGUGCAAUGUCGCAUCAACGAUCGCUCUCCGCUUCGCCGUCCAACCGCGAGCCGCGUGACUUCGACCACAACGGCCUGACGAAUGCGCUCUGCACGGCGGCCGAGGCGGCGUCGUCCGCAGGCGGGAAGGAGGGACAUCACGACAGCGGGGACGAAGACGGCAACGGCAGCACAACCAGCGCAUCCUCUGGGCGGCGACGGCGCACCACCGUGCAUGUGGUGGACUACAAUGAGUCCCCACCGUUGGUGCAGGCGCCAUCUGUGUCGCCGCAGCGAGUGCAACGGCUGUCACUGGUCGAGCGUCGCCGCCGUGGGUCGUUCACCACCAGCGGGUCGAGCAUCACCUUCCGCCGCAGCUCGCAGUUUCACACGGUGGAGUUGACGAAGGAGUACAUACAGAACCUUGCGGAGGCGCACGGCGUGUCGCCAGAGCACGUGCGAGAUGUGGCGCUGGCGGCUCAGGGUAACACCGACUUGAUGCUAAGCAUUCUGCAGAACGAGGUGAGUCACCGCCUCGCUUCGCCGAACAGCGUGGACAAGUUGAACUUCAACGACGCCGCGGCGGUGACCCAGCUGCUGAGCUUCUUGGAGCUUCCCAACGACUGGGAGGGGGAGGUGAUCCGCACGCUGAACGCAACCCAAGGUGACGCCCAGGAGGCGGCCGCCCAGCUCGAGUUAAAGAAGAACCAGCUUCAGUCUGCGAUUGAGGCGGCGCGAGCGCGAAUGCCUGCGUCGGGUGGUGGCGGCGAAGGCGAGGCGCAGCCGUCCCAAAAUGAAGCUGCGGAAAGCGGCGGCAGCAGUGCGUCCUCGCCGAGCGUCGGCGAGGAGUUGACGCGGGAUGAAAUGGACCAUGUCGUGGCCCGCGUCGUUGCCACGGGUGGGGCACGUCCACAUCAGACGCACCGCAAGGAGGGCGAGCGGGUGUACUACAAGCUCAAUGAUGCCAUCGGUGCGCGGACGAGCGUCGUUGCCUCGGAGCUGGGCGAGGACGCUCUCUCGACGAGUCUCUCCUCGCAGGAAUUUGAGCAACUGCGGGGCAACGGUGACGGCGACAUAGCUGAGGAUCAAAAGGGUGUACGACAGGAGCACGAAGAAGAGCCGUCCUACUCAAAGAGCUGCAGUGUUUCUGCGUUCUUGCCGGCGGUGGUGUCCUCUGAAGAACGCACCGCUGCUCGCCGCUGGGAUGGAGGCCCAACCGUGGACCCCCUGCCGACCCCUCCACCUCCCACGGCUCCCUCCUCCUUUAUCGUGGACGGACGCCGACCGAGUACGUGUAAGGAAGCCUCACCCGCACCUCCAGCCGACGGCGGGUCGGCGCACCCAGUGCCGUCGUCCGCGUUGCGCCACCGCCGCGCGUCGCUGUCGAGGGGAGCGGUGGACGUGUCGGGGCGGCUGGCCAGUCGCCUCGAUUUCUCUCCGCCGGGCAACACACCUGCGGUGCGGAACGCGGCGUCGUCUCAUCGCACGCGUCCGGCCGCAGCGCGCGACGGCGCCGCGUCGGUGAGCACCAGCGCGGAAUUUCUCCCUCGUCGAGGAAGCGCAUCGAACUCGACCGCCGUCUCUCCUCCGCUCUCGACGGGGUUGCCGCCGUUGGUGUCCCCACCAGCGGUCUCGUGGGCAGAGGAUCGCCACAAAGCUGCGGACGCCGUCCUCCCUCUGAUUGUGUCGCCGAGCAGGUCAGAGACUGCCUCGGCGCGCGACCCGGCCCUGGCAACGUCUGCGGCGAGCAGCGAUAGCCGUGAGACCACCCCGACACCGCCGCCAGGACUCCCACCACCACCACCGCCUCCGUCCAUCGGCGGCGCACCUCCCCCUCCUCCACCGCCGCCUCCCCCGCCUGGGACGAAGGGCAGGCCGGGCGAGGCUGCUCCCGCCGCGAACACCGGCAAGACGCGCCCGGUGCCCAUCAACGGCGCCAUCGGCGACUCCGUCGGUGUCUUUGGCGAGGUCACACACCGCCCCGCGCUGUCAGCAGAAACGCGUGCGUGCUUGGAGAAGCUGUUCAAGAAGACCGAUCCGCUGAUGAAAAUGGCUGCAAAGCCCGCUGCAGCCGACAUACUUCCGUGGAAGAUAGACACGGCGGUGAACGUGAUGCUGAAGAUCAUCAACCUUCCAAUUCAGCAAAUCGAGGCGAGCAUACGCACCUUCGACACGCUGACCUUGGGCGAAGAGCGCGUCGCUUUAUUGAAGGAGAAUAUCCCGAAAGCAGAGGAGAUCGAGGAGAUCAACCGUGCACGCAAGGCACACGGAAAGCCCUGGUCGCGGACGGAGCAGCAGGAGCUGCCGAUGGCGGUGCGCUUCAUCUUGAUGACGCAGACCAUCGACCACUACGCGGAGCGCAUCCACGCGUGGAGCCUCAAGUACAAGCUGCACGGCGACCUCGAAGACCUGGAGCAGAAGCUGGCGAAGGUGAACCGUGCCAUCGACGCCAUCUUCGACUCGAGGUCGCUGCCGGACAUGCUGUACUUUCUGCUGGAGGUGAGCAACUUCCUGAACAAGGGCAGCCGCUUCCAGGACGCGAAGGGCUUCCCGAUCACGCAGCUGCCGCAGAUCAUGGACUUCAAGACGACGGACGGCAAGAGCACGCUGCUUUCCUACGUUGCGGAGUCGCUGAGCUCCAUGGAGGCGUCGAACCCCUCCCAGGCCGGGAUGCUGCACAUCUCGGAUGAGCUAAUGCCGAUGGUGGAGGCGGGCCGCGAGAUCGACGUGCCGAGCAUCGAGCAGGAGCUGAAGAAGCUGCGCGGCCGUCUGCAGAAGUGCAAGCUGCUGAUUAGGGAGCUGAAGAACGACAGCCGCUGGACCACCGUGCUGGGCAAGUUCAUUAUUCGGGCGCUGCCGGAGCUGGAGCGUGUGGAGAAGCUUGCGGAGACGAUCGACGGCAAGAUGGAGCGUCUGUGCACGUUUCUGUGUGAGAAGAAGGAGACCUUCUCGCUGAACGAGGUGCUGCGCACGCUGACGAUGUUCUGCAAGCGGUUUGACCAGGAGCAGGAGAAGAUGCAGCUGCGGAAGGGGCGACUCGCAAGGGAAGAGGCACAUGCACAGCUGACCCAAGAAACGAUCGCUAAAUCGUCUGCACCUCGUCGGCGUCGGCUGAGUUAA